Synchytrium microbalum is the source of this 1545-nucleotide messenger RNA. RefSeq lists its product as uncharacterized. Gene Ontology annotation, biological process: N-terminal peptidyl-glycine N-myristoylation. NCBI's taxonomy places the organism in Eukaryota, Fungi, Chytridiomycota, Chytridiomycetes, Synchytriales, Synchytriaceae. Gene Ontology annotation, molecular function: glycylpeptide N-tetradecanoyltransferase activity. The transcript is spliced from 8 exons. The coding region runs from base 1 to 1545 and encodes 514 amino acids. The record is from RefSeq and is a predicted model, not a curated record. Gene Ontology annotation, cellular component: cytoplasm.
AUGGCAUCAGCUGCAGGAAAGGAAGAACACGACGUGGAGGAUACUAUACAGACUCCAGCUGCAUCGGCCUCUGCAUCCAAAAAGAAGGGCAAGAAGAAAGCCGCAACAGCUGCUGCUACAACAGACAGCGCGGCAGAUGAUGCUUUGGAAGCCAGCAAGCUCAUUGAAAUGAUUAAAGAUGGAAAUGCAUUACAAAAACUAGUAAAUUCAGGUGCUGAUGCUCUGAAAAGUGCUGGUGGCAGUAGUGACAAGACAACACCUGGAAUCUCUGGCGUCUCUACCAAAGAUUUGGCAGCUAUGGACUCGUUAUUAAAACGCUUUAAUAUGACCGAGAUCAUGCAAAACUUGCAGUUGGAUGCUAGAGGUCGUCCUAUAAUCAAGGAUAUGAAGGACCACAAGUUCUGGAUGACACAACCUGUGCCGGCUUUUGAUGAUGCCUCAAAAGUGGAUGGAGUGAUUGAGGAUCCUAAAGCUGCCGAUGAGAUUCGAAAGGAACCAUAUGCUCUGCCCAAAGACUUUGAAUGGUCUACCGUGAAUGUUGACAAUGACGCCGAGAUCAAAGAGUUGUACGAGCUGCUAUCCCUAAAUUAUGUGGAAGAUGACGACAACAUGUUUCGAUUUGACUAUUCUGCCGAUUUCUUGAAGUGGGCUUUAAAACCACCAGGUUGGAAGCCACAAUGGUUGAUUGGAGUAAGAGUUACAUCGAACAGAAAAUUAGUAGCCUUCAUCAGUGGAAUUCCUGCUACAUUACGAGUUCGAGAGCACUCACAGCAGCUAGUCGAAAUCAACUUCCUAUGUGUACACAAGAGAUUACGAACGAAGCGUCUAGCACCAGUUCUCAUCAAGGAAGUGACAAGGAGAGUUCAUACGGAGGGCAUCUUUCAGGCUGUAUAUACAGCAGGCGUUGUAUUACCAAAACCUAUCGCUACCUGCCGAUACUAUCACCGGUCUCUCAAUCCUAAAAAGCUCAUUGAGACACAAUUCUCUCAUUUGGCCAAAAACAUGACAAUGGCACGAACGAUUCGUUUAUAUAAGCUACCUGAUGAUCCACAAACUCCUGGUUUACGGGCCAUGACGAAAGCAGAUGUCCCAGCCGUUACAACUUUAUUGAAUACCUAUUUAACACGUUACAAGAUUGCACCCACCAUGUCGAAAGCUGAAGUUGGUCAUUGGCUGCUACCGUUGCCAUCUGUGGUUUCCAGUUUCGUUGUCGAGGAUCCUGGAUCACACAAAAUAGUCGAAUUCAUAUCAUUCUAUUCUCUGCCAUCAACAGUCAUUGGCAAUCCCAUACAUACACACAUCAAUGCGGCCUAUUUGUUCUAUUACGUACCAAAAGAAGGAAACAGUCUGAACUUGAUUCGAGAUGCCCUGAUUAUGGCAAAGAAGGCUGACUUUGAUGUAUUCAACUGUCUCGAUUUGAUGCAAAACGAAGUGGCAUUGAAUGAACUCAAGUUUGGUAAAGGAGAUGGGUCGUUGAACUAUUACUUGUACAAUUAUCGCGCACAGGACAUGAAACCACAAGAUGUGGGGCUAUUACUUCUGUGA